Temnothorax curvispinosus is the source of this 2646-nucleotide messenger RNA. RefSeq names its product heparan-sulfate 6-O-sulfotransferase 2 (gene Hs6st). Gene Ontology annotation, cellular component: membrane. The record is from RefSeq and is a predicted model, not a curated record. NCBI's taxonomy places the organism in Eukaryota, Metazoa, Arthropoda, Insecta, Hymenoptera, Formicidae. The coding region runs from base 329 to 1747 and encodes 472 amino acids. Gene Ontology annotation, molecular function: heparan sulfate 6-sulfotransferase activity. The transcript is spliced from 4 exons.
UUUCUUCUGGUUAUUCAUUCCCCUCUACAUGCCGUCCAGAUAGUGGCUGUAUCCUUUGGCGGAUUAAAUUUGUCAAUCCGGUCAAUCCUCCGUCGGACGGUUUGGAGCGAAUUUUUGUUUGUUUCUGUCAUGGCUGACGCGCUCGAUGCGAGCGUAUUUACAGCCGGAUCGUGUCAGUGUGCAGUGGUCAGCGGUGAUACGCGGUAGUGCGUCGUCGUCACAUAGGUAUGUGUCGUCGUCCCACGACUCCCACGUCGAGGGCUGGUGAGCAGUAAAGCUGCGUGUGCCUAGCAGUGCCUAGCAGCGCGAGACAUGGGUGGCGAUAAUAAUGGGCAGACGAGCGGGUGCCGAUGCGGAGAUAGACGCUUCUACUAGCGAGCUCGAGGUGCUCGUCGCGUCGGAGGGGCAGGAGGACGAGGAGGAAGGAGAAGAGAAUAUAUGCGACGGGAGGUUCGCGACGACGAGGAUGGAGUCGCGGCACCCGCGCAGGAACCGUCUGCGUAGCGUCGUCGGGGUAUGCCUGUUCCUCGCGCUGACCGGGAUCGUCUACCUAGGCUACUUCUGUCCGGAUCACGUGUGCGCCCUGACAAACCGCGAGAUCAAGGAGUCUAUCAGGCUGUCCGAGAGCUUGUCCGUCGCCGCCGGGCCACCCGCCGUCGGCUCCGCCGCGCUGUCUUCCGUGUCCAUCGAGCUCGACAGGAACGGCCUGCUCUCGGUGCAUCCCGCCUUCAAGCUGCAGAGCAUCCAGGGUAGUCUGGGCUACGACGAUGUCUUUGCCAACGACACUUUUCAGUUUGAUAUCAACGCUCACGACGUCAUGGUCUUCCUCCACAUACAAAAGACAGGUGGCACGCUAUUUGGUAAACAUCUGGUGCGAGAUCUAGAGUUGCAGAGACCGUGUUCAUGUCAACGACGACGCAAGCGUUGCUUCUGUUUCCGUCCAAAUCGUAACGAAAAUUGGUUAUUCUCGCGAUAUUCCACCGGCUGGAAGUGUGGACUACACGCGGACUGGACCGAAUUGACGAAUUGUGUAGAUACGGAGCUCAAUAAAAUCGAAGGGGAAGGCAUUAAACGCCGUUACUUCUAUGUAACUAUCAUAAGAGAUCCCGUUGCGAGGUAUCUCUCCGAGUUCAGGCAUGUGCAGAGAGGUGCUACAUGGAGAGGUGCUCGUCACUGGUGUGGAGGUACUCAAGCAAAUAUACCCCAGUGUUACGAUGGCCCGAAUUGGAAAGGCGUUAGCUUGGAAGAGUUUAUGGAAUGUCCUUACAAUUUGGCGAGAAACCGUCAAACUAGAAUGCUGGCAGAUCUAUCGAUAGUUGGCUGUUAUAACUCCACUCUCAGCAAAACUGAUCGAGACCGUUUAAUGUUGGCCAGUGCUAAACACAACUUACAAUUCAUGCCUUUCUUCAUGCUGACUGAAUACCAAAAGGUGGGGCAGUACACUUUCGAGGAAACAUUUAAAAUGCGAUUUGCGGUUGCGUUUGAGCAGCAUAAUGCUACACUUAGUGGAGCUACCAUGGCAACCCUCAGCGCAGAACAAUUGGAUGCUGUACGUAAACUCAACAGCCUGGACCUAGAACUCUACGAAUUCGCAAAGAAUCUCGCUUUUCAAAGAUUUAAACGGCUUAGAGAUCGUGAUCCACAUUUUGUACAACGAUUCCAACACCUUGGUGAAUUGCCAUCAAGGCAAAGUGCCACAGAAUUUAAUUGGGAUUCUGUUAUUGAAGAUACUACGGAUAACGAAUAAUGUGUGAGUACAUUAUUAAGCAAUCCUCUCGACGCUUUGCAUUCGAUACCAAGCAUUACUGUGGAUCUGAGCGUCUUAGGGAAGUGCCCUUGAAACAGAAUACACUUUAUGUAUAAAUCACCAUUUAUCUCCGUAAAAUUUACCAAAAGCACAGAAAUGUACUUGGAUAAGACCAAAGAGAAGUUCAAGAACCUUAAUGUGAUGAACCUGACAGUAUCCUGACAACAGUUAAAUGCAUAAAAAUUAUUGUGUAAUAAUUGAUUUCCUCUAUUCUAAGAUCAUUGGGACCGAGCAUUCUCUCUGUUCAGUGAUUUCCUCUCAAUAUCCACUUUUAUUUUAAUGACAGAUACACUGAAUGAGACUCGUUGCGUACUCGGUCUUUUGUUCGCUUUCUAAUUCGGUCGUUUAGUCACAUGAAAAAUGUGGAUAUUAAGACAGCAGUACAAGAGAAGAAUUCUAGUUCACAGGACAAUAGGACAAUUUGACUUGGAAUAGAAGAAAAUCUCGAAUAAAGAAAGUCAAUCUUAAUAGUCGCAAAAAUUGUCUAUCAUGAAAUACUCGUAAAUUUUAUAAAGGUUCUUCCAUAUAUAAGUAACAUAUCUUUGCUUAUAAUUAUACAGAUAGUCGUGAAGUUGCUAAUUAUUUACAUUUAUGACUUAUCUGCAAAUUAUUGCCAUAUGCGCCAAAUGUUUUUUCCUACAUUAAUUUGUACAUACAUCUUUAUGCCGGUUUAUUAAUUUAUAUAUUUUUUUGUAUGAGCUCUAUACAGAUAUUUGUUUUUAUUCCAUCUGUUUCAAUUCAUAUAAACAGUGUUAUAACACGCUGUUAUAUAAUAUAAUGUUGAUACAAUUAAACUCAUAUGUAUUACAUAAUUACAAUUUAACUCUCACUAUAUUAUA